Molecule: messenger RNA, 681 nt
Organism: Desarmillaria tabescens
Lineage: Eukaryota; Fungi; Basidiomycota; Agaricomycetes; Agaricales; Physalacriaceae
Product: outer dynein arm light chain 8
Exons: 2
Coding region: 177-518 (113 amino acids)
Biological process (GO): microtubule-based process
Cellular component (GO): cytoplasmic dynein complex
Molecular function (GO): dynein intermediate chain binding
Source: RefSeq, a predicted model, not a curated record
GUCAUAAAAGCCCAGACCACGUGCCCCAAUUUUCAGCCCUGGUUCUUACCUACGACCGGCUCGUUCCACGACGACCUCCAUUUCACCUCACCUGCAGAUCACAAAAGGGUACUCCUUCUCCCGUAUAAAAGCUUCCUCAUUUUACCCUAUCGCUCAGAUCCCCUGUGUUCACAACCAUGAUGGCAGAGAAAACAGACGCGCCCACCUCUUCCUCCACUGACGCCGGCUCGGGCCCCCGUGCCACUGACGGAGCCUCGGCACCAAAGGCAAUCAUCAAGAAUGUGGACAUGAGCGAGGAGAUGCAGCAGGAGAGUGUGGACAUCGCGUCGGCGGCACUCGAGAAGUACAACAUCGAGAAAGAUAUUGCCGCCCAGAUCAAGAAAGAGUUUGAUAGAAGACACGGUCCUACAUGGCACGUCGUCGUUGGGAAGAACUUUGGGAGCUAUGUUACACAUGAAACCAAACAUUUCAUCUAUUUCUACGUUGGCUCGCUCGCUAUCCUCAUCUGGAAGUCAUAAAGAGCCAGUCGUGCGAUGUGGUGGCACUCCGGGGUGGUGCGGCGGUGAGGGGGGUUUAUCGCUGUGUAAUUGGAGUGGUAGAACGAACAUUGCAGACCUACGCUAGCUAUCCGUUUAGUAGUCGACGGUACAUAUUCUGUUUUCUUGUCUGUUCAUGUUGUUG